This is a messenger RNA of Colletotrichum orchidophilum, 1746 nucleotides long. RefSeq names its product sister chromatid cohesion protein Eso1. The record is from RefSeq and is a predicted model, not a curated record. The coding region runs from base 1 to 1746 and encodes 581 amino acids. Gene Ontology annotation, biological process: response to radiation; error-prone translesion synthesis. The transcript has a single exon. Gene Ontology annotation, cellular component: nucleus; site of double-strand break; replication fork. Gene Ontology annotation, molecular function: damaged DNA binding; DNA-directed DNA polymerase activity. Lineage: Eukaryota; Fungi; Ascomycota; Sordariomycetes; Glomerellales; Glomerellaceae.
AUGUCCGAUGAUAGCAUCGAGUUCCCGACUGAGCCGGGGAUUGCAGAGUCACAAUUUACCCAGCACGACCUGCAGCUCCUGGCACAAUCAUCGCCAGAAUCGCCCCUGCGAGUUGUCGCACUAAUCGACUACGACUCGUUUUAUGCCCAGUAUGAAUCUGUGAGGCUAGGUCUUCCCCCUUCCAAACCCCUCGCAGUACGACAAUGGAACGCCAUCAUCGCGUUAAACUACGCAGCCAAGGAGCGCGGGCUUAAGAGAACCAUCUCGGCAGAGGAAGCGUGCCGACUUUGCCCAGACAUCGUCCUUCAGCAUGUCCCGACUUGGAGGGAAGGAGAUGACUCCUGGAGGUACAGGACCGACGUGUUGGAUCAUUUGAAGACGGACAAGGCCUCCCUGGAUCCGUAUCGCCACAUGUCGAGAAGGACUAUCCAGCUCGUCCGGAAGAUCUUGCCGGUCAAGCCUGCGCCUACAAUCGAGAGAGCCGGUGUGGAUGAGUUCUAUCUGGACCUCUCAGCUCAGGUUCACCAGAUGCUAACGGAACGGUUCCCUGUCUUGGAAUCGCUCAGCAACAACCCUGAACAGAGUUUACCAUUGCCCCUGGUGGACACAUCACUCAACUGGAAGUCCGAUAAGGUGAUGAGUCCUCCACAUACUCGUGAUCCUGAAUUCACCCUUGAUUGGGACGACAUAGUUCUGAGCAUUGGAGCUGGCAUUGUUCGCAAUAUCCGCAAAGAGAUCCAGGCGGAAAUGCAACUCACCACUUCUGCCGGCAUCAGUCACAACAAGAUGCUCGCCAAGGUCGCUUCACGGAUGAACAAGCCAGCCGGCCAAACGAUCAUCAGGCGCAAAUCCAUCCCCGUCAUUAUGCCGACUCUCAAAGCCACCUCGCUUUCCGGCCUGGGAGGGCAGCUUGGUCAGAGAAUCGCCAAAACUUUUGGUUCUGAUGGCAUACGAGAUCUCCUUCAAGUCUCUCUUUCAGAAAUGAGGUCAGAAUUGGGAUCCGAUGAUGGUCAAUGGGUGUUUAGGGCGAUCAGAGGCGAGGAAACAGGCCCAGUAAGGCCCCGGAGUGAAGUUCAGUCUCUGUUGGCUGCGAAGACCUUUGUACCACGAGCGGAAAAUCUUCAACAAGCCAGUAAAUGGCUUCAGAUCUUCGCCGCAGAUCUUGAGUCGCGACUCCAUGACCUCGAUCUAGACUCCGAGGUUCCUCGAAGACCCAAGACCAUUGCCGUUCACCACCAUAUCCGGGGACGGUUCGGCCCGACACGAUCCAAGCAAGCCCCGAUCCCACCACAACUUGAGAUCAACCGGAAUACCAUAUUCAACAUGUUGCAUGAACUACUCAAGGAUCUAACAAGCCAUGGGGAGUCUUGGCCGUGCUUGGGUAUAUCCGUCAGCAUGUCGAAUCUGGAUUCCGGGAUGCCCACAACUGAUGCCGGGCAGCGCAUCACGUCCUUCUUUUCCUCUAGCACCUCUACAACUCCUCGCAAACGAAAUAGAGAAGGAGACACGACUAUUAUGCCUGCGGACUAUAAGAGGGUGCAUGUCGCUGGCCAAUCCACCGACGACCCAGAAUCCGCGAGAUUAGCUACUGCAACUACCUCACCCAGAGCUGUCGAAGGUGGCUUAGAGGACGAGCAAGGGCAGCACUACUUGUGUCCGAAAUGUAGCGAGUCUGUACAGCCCCAAGAAGUACUUGAACAUCUGGACUGGCAUAUCGCAGUGGAGCUUCAGAAUGAAGAGAGCUGA